Molecule: messenger RNA, 6766 nt
Organism: Oncorhynchus keta (chum salmon)
Lineage: Eukaryota; Metazoa; Chordata; Actinopteri; Salmoniformes; Salmonidae
Product: RIMS-binding protein 2-like
Exons: 26
Coding region: 179-4615 (1478 amino acids)
Biological process (GO): neuromuscular synaptic transmission
Molecular function (GO): protein binding
Source: RefSeq, a predicted model, not a curated record
UGACUAAGGAGGACCAGACCAACUGAUAUCAAAAGAAUACACUGCCAAGGAAUGUCGGGUCAUCUGCAGCAAAGAAGGGAGGAGAGAGUAUAGUGAAAAAUAGUUGAUUACCACUGAGCAUCCAUCUCUGUCUCUUUGUGAUUGACGAUGUGGGUGUGCGCCAGACUGUCAGGACAUCAUGCGAGGUCACAGGUCAAGUGACAUUGAGGAGCUUCUGAGACAGUCUCACUCAGAGCUGCUGUGGAUCCAGAGACAGCUGUCAAUCAUCGCUGCCAGGAACUCCCAUCACCUGCAGGUCCAAGGGAAGCUGAGACAUGAGGUUACUCCCCUGCACUCCACAGUUCUUUCAUCCCACGUCAGCCUCUUCCGCCUUCUGGAGGAUAGAAACCGAGCCCUAAAGCUUGAGGUGUCUACCCUUCGCCAGGAGAAACAGCAGUACAUAACACUGAAAACUAAGCUCCAGGAUGCGUUGCAGGAGAAAAAUCGCCUGAACCUUGAGUUGUCCAGCCACAACCUGAAGGUAUCCAAGUAUGACCAGGUAAGGUCAGAAUAUGAGCAACUUAGACACACCUAUAGCACUGUGAGUCAGGAGAGAGACUUGGCUCAAGAGGAGAGGAAACAGCUCCAAGGCAAACUGGAGAACCUCGAGCAGGUCCUCAAGCAUAUGCGAGAGGCUGCAGAGAGGAGGCAGCAGUUGGAAGAGGAGCAUGAGCAGGCCCUGGCUGUCCUCACCACCAAGCAGCAGGAGAUUCACCUUCUGCAAAGGGCUCAGGUUAAAGCUGAGAAAGAGCAUGAGGGAGCGGUCCACCUGUUAGAGAACCAUUUGGACAGAAUGCAGGUCAAGGUUCGCGACCUGGAGCUGAAAUGCAGGUCACAGACUGAACAGUUUGGCCAGCUGUCCAAGGACCUGGAGGAUUUCCGUCUGGAGGCGGAUACUGUAGACAUCCUCAGCACUGAGCCUUUCUCCAAACACAACGUUCCCUUUCGCCCAGAAAAUAAACUCUCUCAAAUCCUCAACGGACUGGCAGCCCAGGCAGGGAAAGGCGAUGAGAGCUCGGCAAACACUCGGCUGAUAUCCAAGUUCCUCCGCCCACUGCAGAUCGGAGACAGAGACAGGCCGGAACUGCUGUCUGUCAAUCCCUCCACUGUGACAACGAGCUGCCCCAGCAGCCCGCGACGGGUGACUCCCUCAGAGAUGGAGGAUGAGAUCCGUCGUGCACCCAGGUCCAAGCCUCGCUACACUGGCACAGUCCGUCUAUGCACUGCCCGCUACAGUUACAACCCUUAUGAUGGGCCUAAUGAGCACCCAGAGGCAGAGCUCCCCCUGGUGGCUGGGAAGUACCUGUAUGUGUACGGCACAAUGGAUGACGACGGCUUCUACGAAGGGGAGCUGCUGGAUGGCCAGCGAGGACUGGUCCCCUCCAACUUUGUGGAGUUUGUCCAAGACAAGGAGAAACCAUCCAUCCAGCCAGGGGACACAGGGGAGGACCUGGGCUCUCUGGACAAUACCUCCCUGGGCCUCAUGGGGGCCGAUGGAGGGCCCCCUCAGGAUGGGCUACUGGGCUCCACCAACCCACUGGGCCCCUGCAGCAACGGCACAGGGACCCUGGACCCAGAGGAUCUGUCUGAUGACAUUGUGCCUUACCCCCGGAGGAUCACCCUAAUCAAGCAGUUGGCCCGUAGCGUCAUUGUGGCCUGGGAGCCCCCCAUGGUGACUCUGGGCUGGGGAAACAUCAGCUGCUACAACGUGCUGGUGGAUGGUGAGGUGCGUGCCAGCGUGCCCUACGGGGGCAGGACCAAGUCUUUGUUGGAGAAGCUUGAUCUGGACACGUAUACGCACCGCGUGUCCGUGCAGAGUGUGACAGACAGGGGACUGUCGGACGAGUUACGCUGCACCCUGAUGGUGGGAGCCAACGUGGUGGUCGCGCCAUAUGGCCUGCGUGUGGACGACAUCCUGCGCGACUCGGCCGAGCUCUCCUGGUUGCCCAGCAACAGUAACUAUGGGCACACGGUGUUCCUGGAUGGGGCGGAGCAUGCGGUGGUGCGUCCGGGGAGGUACAGGCUGCGCUUCGUCAACCUCAAGGCCAUGACGGUGUACAAGGUGAGGGUGGUGGCCCGGCCACACCAGGUGCCAUGGCAACUGCUCAUGGAGCAGAGGGAGAAGAAGGAGACUGCUGUGGAGUUCUGCACACAAGCUGCUGGUCCUGGACCAUAUUCCAGAUCAGGUCAGAAGGAAGACCAGUUUGUUUAUGGGAAAAGCCCCCCAUUACCCCCUCAGGAGGUGCAGGUGCAGUGUGGCCAGGCCCCAGGGGUCCUGCAGGUGCACUGGAAGCCCCCUGUCCUCUCACCCACCGGAACCUCCAAUGGAGCCAGCGUCAUCGGAUAUGCAGUCUGCACUAAAGGACAGAGGAUAGCGGAGGUGUUGUACCCCCUGGCUGACUAUGUAACAGUGGAGCUGAACAGGAUCCAGUGUCUGGAGGCCAGGGAGGUCAUCGUCAGGACAUUGUCAGCACAGGGAGAGUCCCAGGACUCCCAAGUCGCCCCCAUUCCAAACAACCUACUGGUGCCUCUUCCUCACAAUGCCCCCCUGUCCCCUCCGCACCUACACGCAGGGCCCCCUCCACCUCACCCCCAUGCCCCCCCACCCCACCUCCAGUCACCUCACCUCCCCCACCCCCAACUACCCAUGCCUCACCCCCAGCCUCUCUCACCCCUGCCUCACAGACAACCCCUCCCUAACCACCCUCCUCACCCUCAACCCCAGACACACCUCCAACCCCUGCAACCUCAUCCUGUCUCCCAGCCCCAGACUCACCAACAGCCUCACCCCCCUCACCCUGGUGGUCCUCCACAGCCACUGCACCUCCAGCCUCACCCACCUCACCCAAUGCCCCAGCACCGCCUACCCCUGCUGCCUCAUCCCCCCCCUCAGCUCCACCAGAGACCAGUUAGUGCCAGAGACCUGAAACCGAAAGAGCAGGUGGCUCACCAUGGGGGAAUCCCCAGCCAGCCCUGGGACCCUACCUGCUCCCCCUCCGGCCAGCCUCCUCCUACCCCCAUGCAUGGACACACCCUGGAGGCUCCCCCCUCUGCUAACCUGCGCUCGCCCUCCCCCCAGAGGAUCCUGCCCCAGCCCAGGGGCACCCCCAUCCCAGACCAAAUGGCCAAAGCCAUCGCCCGCAAGGCAGCACAGAGGGUGGCUGCAGAGAGUGGCAGAAUGGAGAGGAGAGUCAUCUACAAUGAGCAGUGUCAGGCCUUCCACCAACAGAACUCAGACGAGGAGGAGGAGGAUGAGGAAGGGUAUGGUCGAAGCCGCAGGAAACAGGGGGCCUCAGUGGAUGAGUUUCUCAGAGGGUCCGAGCUGGGCAGGCCGGCCCACUACAGCCACAGUGAGGAGUACCACAGUGACAGCAGCCGGGGCUCUGACCUUUCUGACAUCAUGGAGGAGGAUGAGGAGGAGCUCUACUCUGAGAUGCAGCUGGAGGAGGGACGACGACGCAACUCCCACAAUGCACUCAAGAUUGGGAACACCCUCUCUGGGGGUCGGCUGGAUCGGGAGACGGGGAGAAGAAUGCCCCGAGACGGUCCACAGCCCCAGAGACGCCCUCUCAUGGUGCCCUCCAUUGAGAUAACCACAGAGAGUAACAGUGAUGGGAACCUCUCAUCCGUCACGGAGGAUGUUUACUAUGGCAGUGUAGCACGGCACAGGACAUGGUCGUCCCGCCGACACCCCACGGGCUCCAAGCCUUCCUAUAAUGAGGGAUACAGGGACCGGGAACGCCGCUCCCCUCCUAACUACGAUGAAUCGGAACCAGAGGAAUCGUUCCGGAUCUUUGUGGCUCUGUUUGACUACGAUCCCCUGUCCAUGUCUCCCAACCCGGACGCAGCAGAUGAGGAACUGCCCUUCAAAGAGGGCCAGAUCAUUAGGGUAUAUGGUGAUAAGGACACAGAUGGUUUCUACCGAGGGGAGAUCAGGGGAGGCAGGAUGGGGCUCUUGCCCUGCAACAUGGUGUCAGAGAUCAGGGCUGAGGACGAGGAGACCAUGGACCAGCUCAUCAAGCAGGGCUUCCUCCCGCUCAACACACCAGUGGAUAAAGUAGGAAUAGGGCAGGACAGACGAGGCUUCCGCCAGCACCAGGCCACCAGGAGGAUGGUGGCCCUCUACGACUAUGACCCCAGAGAGAGCUCCCCCAAUGUGGACGUGGAGGCUGAGCUGACCUUCUGUGCUGGUGACAUCAUCUCUGUAUUUGGAGAGAUUGAUGAAGACGGGUUCUACUAUGGUGAAAUCAAUGGCCACCGCGGCCUCGUUCCCUCUAAUUUUCUAGAAGAAGUGCCUGACGACGUGGAGGUGUACCUGACGGACACUCCGUCUCGCUAUGCCCAGGACGAGCCCGCCAACCGGGCCGAGGCCAAAAGGGUAGCCAUGGAUACCACAGAGAGUACGGCCCCGCCUGUCCGAGCAGCGUCCCCCACAGUGCGUCCCCUGUGUCCUCCAGGCACCAUGCGGCCCAUCAGCCCCGCCAGGGGCCCCAGGGACCCCCGGGACAACAAAAAGAAAAAGGGACUGCUUUCCAAGGGGAAGAAACUGCUCAAGAGACUCUCUCCGGUAAAAUAAACUGUCCCCAGCUGACCCCAGAAAAGAUGCUUGGGCCCAGUAUUGUAAAUUGCAUACAGUACACACAAUCAAAUCAGCCGAAUCUACAGCACACAACUACAAUGGCUACGUGUUCGUAUGUAUUACAGGACAAUAUAUGUGAGCCUAAUCUAAUAUAGUCAGUGAUACAACAUUCAUGUUCUAGUGAUGAAUACACAUAUUUACGUACAUAUACUCAGUGCCAAAUUCAAUGAGAACUUUGCUCACAUACUGUAUAACUGUGAUAUAUUUGAGGUGGAAGAAAAAAUAGGAGUAUAAACUAGGACUUUCAUUACAUUUUACCACUGUUUUCUUUAAUCAAAUGGUUAUUAAGGGACUUUGGAAAUCAGGACAAUGCUGAUAAUGCAUUUGUGUGCAUUUGUUGUAGGGUAACAACAGAGUAGCCUAUUCUUUUUUGUUACAACCCGAGCUGGUUUCCAUGGCAAUUGUGCCAAUAUAAGGUCUCUAAGAUACAUGGCGUGGCAAAAACAAGUUGUUGUGAUAGUCAGAUGUCAAUACUAGGAGACAGACCAUACUCCUGGAACACUAGAGCAACAACUCAACGACACUGUUAUUGAUGGCAUUCUGUCAGUAAUGCUGGCUGCUAACACAGAGGCUUUAUUCAGUGCAAUAUAUCACAGACAGGAGGGUGACAAAUGGUUGAAUCACUCACAGAACCUAGAAGUCUGCAGGGUGGUUGGCCACAGAGCAUUACAGCAAGGAGAGGAGGCUACAUUGGGUAAGACGUUUGAACCAUCUCAGUGGCCUUUAUGAAAACAAUAUGAGCAUGACAUUCCUCGUUUUCUAUGGUUGAACAAGGUUGUUUUUAAACUAACACUAGUCUGCCAAGAACCCCUGCUGCAUCUCUGCAGCUUCGUUUGAUCAAAAAAAAGACGGUUAUAAAUAACCUUCUGUGUUUGCCUUUCAAUUGCACAAAGGGGUAUGUUUUGUCUGAUGAAUGGAAAAGCAUUGUUGUGUGUGUGGGUGUAGGUGUAGGCUGUGUGUGUGCUCAGUGUGCAUUCAUGUCUGUGUGUUCUUUUUUUUUUCCCAAAAAGAGGACACGUGGUUAAAAGUCAUGUGAUCUUAGUGGUGUGCCGCUAACUACAUUGCCGGUGUAAUGUUCAGUAAUGUUCAGUUCUGAGGGUUGUGUUACCCACUCAGCCAUUUCAGUAAAAAUGUCUAGGUGUGUGCCCUCAAGAUUCUGCACCGUUUACUUGUUUACACUCUUAUAGACCUAUUGGCAAGAGAAAGGGAGUGAUGACCUACAUACUGUACCUACAACCUCUAAACCAGUAGUUGUGGCUUAUGGGCUAAAUGAGGGCUAAAUAAAGGAUGCAUCCAGCUGAUUGUCAUUUACUGGGGAGGCUGUUAUAGCCGCUAGACAAACAUUGUCCUGUAUUUUUGACAGCUUUUAAAGCCCUAUAUUAACCCAUUUUCAUAACCCAUGAUCCCAUUCUGUAAGAGUUUUAGCAUCACUACAGUUGCUGUACAGCGAGCAUUUGAUGUGCAUAAUCAUCAGGGACAAUAUGUCAAUCCAUGAGUCACAAUGAAAUAUGUUAUAUUGCGAUUGACAGUGAAAACUAGUCAGAGAGAGACCUAUCAGACAUGCCCAUCAGCUAAGAUAUUUAUGGCAAGUGUAAUAUCCCGCUGUAUAAUGAUUACAGGGAUCUUCUAUCUUUAUUAAAAAAUAGAAAAUCUAACGAUGGAUUGCCAAAAAGGAAUGUAUGAAGUGUUGAGCAGGCAAAAUAGUUUAUAUUUUAUUAUGCGUCCAAAGUUAUGCAUUAUGUUAUGCAUCCAUUUGUUAAAAGGUGUUCAAGUCAUAAUACCAAAUCAUUCAUUUGUGAAUGCGUGUAUGUCUUCGUUGUUGCAUUUUUGUACUUUUUCCAUUAGUCGAUCAUUUCUAAAUGUUUAUACUUGAUUUUCAGACUGCCUUUUUAGUGCUUUAAGAUUUAUUCUUACUGUAAACAUUGGAAGCAUUCUCCAUGGUGUCCUCAAGAUAAGAUGUUUAAGUCUGUGGUUAUGUGCUUGCUCUGUGAAUCAAAGAGAAAAAGAAAACGAUCAUUUAUGGUGAUCAAAUAUUGUGUGCAUGUGCAAAAUUUUUUAAAUAAAAAAUACAUUUGAUAUUUUGUAGAA